Aaosphaeria arxii CBS 175.79 is the source of this 2168-nucleotide messenger RNA. RefSeq names its product general substrate transporter. Gene Ontology annotation, molecular function: carbohydrate:proton symporter activity. The transcript has 3 exons. The coding region runs from base 432 to 1979 and encodes 515 amino acids. Gene Ontology annotation, cellular component: membrane. NCBI's taxonomy places the organism in Eukaryota, Fungi, Ascomycota, Dothideomycetes, Pleosporales. Gene Ontology annotation, biological process: carbohydrate transport; transmembrane transport. The record is from RefSeq and is a predicted model, not a curated record.
AUCCAACCAGUAGACACUCUGGUCGACCAUCACCACUGCGGGUGAAUUCGGAACGAUGAUUGAACAUCAUGUUUCUCUUGCAGAAAGAAGGACAAAUCCAGUUUCCAGGAUUGGAUUACGACACAUGGAAUGCACCCCAUUAACUCCACAAAGCUGAGGCCUCGUAGAAGUUGCCUCCUCCGGGGCUCCGUCUUGGGGUCUUGGGGACUCCAUCAUGGGGACAGUAACGAGGAGUUAGCUUCAACAGACGGACCGAAAUCUUAGGCGUCCAGACGCCGAUAUAGCGGAGAAGAGCACUUGAUAAGAGUUCACACUGCCGCACUUCUAUUUUCGCUCCUUACUCUUUCAUUUCUUUCAUCGUCCUUGAGGAGUCCUCUAAUCCCUCUCGUUGCAACCCUUUAUCCCUAGUUGAACACGAGAAGACGAUCGGUAUGGGUCUCAGAGGAAGAUCCCUCCGGCUGGCACAGCUUUUGCUGAUUGUCAUGCCUGCCUUCGUUCUGUUUGGAUACAACCAGUCUGGCGUUGGUGGACUGUUGUCUUUGAAAGACUGGAAUGCCCACUUUCCCGAGAUCAACGUUGUCGAUGCCGAAGGCGCUGACAGGCGCACCAAGUCUACCAAGCAAGGAGCUGUAGUCGCCACAUUCACUCUUGGAGCUCUGGUCGGAUCUCUUGGAUGCACCUGGAUUGGCGACCCCCUUGGACGACGUAAGGUCAUUUGUCUGGCUGCAGUCCUCACGCUCAUCGGAGAGAUUCUCCAGUGCACCUCUUUCCAGCUCGCUCAAUUCGUCGUUGGGAGAUUCAUCCUCGGCCUUGGAAUCGGAGCGCUCAGCGCGACCGUCCCAGUGUGGCAGUCAGAAUGUUCGUCUGCAGGCAACCGUGGACAGCACGUCGUUUUGGAUGGAUGUUUCACCAGUCUUGGUUAUGCUCUCGAGGCGUGGAUUAACCUUGGAUUCUUUGAAAUCAAGAGCAUCCUUCCUCUCCAAUGGCGCGUCCCUCUGGCAAUUCCUUGCCUAAUCUCCAUGGUGGUUAUCGCUGCAGUUUGGACCAUCCCCGAAUCCCCAAGAUGGCUAGUGAACAAGGGCCGUGUCGAAGAGGCUCGAGCUAGCUUGUCAGCAUUCAAAGAUCGACCUUUGGAUGAUCCAGAAAUCUCUGCCGAGUUGAGCGGUAUCGAGCUUGCUCUGGAGGAGACUGGAAGGAGCGCCGCCAAAUUGUCAGACAUCUUCACCAUGGGCAAAGACAAACUUUUCUACCGGUUCUCCUUGUGCAUCUUCCUGCAGUUUUUGCAGCAGAUGUGUGGAAGCAACUUGAUUUCUACCUAUUCCACAAUCAUCUUCCAACAAGGACUUCAAAUGAACGCCGAGAUGUCGCGCAUUCUAAGCGGCGGUGCUCUGACUUGGAAGUUCCUGUCCGCAUUCGUGGCUUUUUUCACAAUCGACAGAUUUGGUCGCCGCAAGUUGUUCAUUUUUAGCGGUUUCGGAAUGGCUGGAUGCAUGUUGGCACUUGCCGUUGCGUCAAGCUACCCCAAGUCCAACCACGCCGCCCAGAUUGCUUCUGCUUUCUUCGUGUUCUUGUUCAAUUUCUUCGUCCCUAUUGGAUUUCUCGGAGCCAACUUCCUCUACUGCACUGAGGUCGCCCCUAUCCGACUACGCGUGCCUAUGGCAGGUAUCUCGACUGCAAAUCACUGGCUCUGGAACUUUGUUGUUAACAUGGCCACUCCUGUUGCCAUUGAUACUAUCGGAUGGAAGUACUACCUCGUGUUCCUCAUUUUGUCAGCAACCAUCAUUCCGGUCGUCUACCUAUUCUUCCCCGAAACCAUGGGUCGUAGCCUAGAGGAGCUCGAGAUGAUGUUUACGGAGGGCGAAACUAUCUUCGACGUUGUCAGAGAAUCAAAGAAGCCGCUCACGGGAUCCCUCUUCACCGAACACAUGAUGGAAAAAGGGUCGAAAUUGGAGAAGGACGAGUUCAACGACGAUAUCUAAUGGCUUUAUGUGAACGAAAUUUUCUUUGGCAAUCGUUUCUGUGGGUGACGAGAAUUCGGUAACCACAUUUUAGAAUCUAUAGAACGACUAAAGUUACGACGUUUUUAUCGGAACAUACUCAUGCUUUCACUGUGUGACGAAUGAAGAUGAAAAUGUGAUGGGAUGGUUGGUGGAAAAUACAAUGUGGCC